Molecule: messenger RNA, 1794 nt
Organism: Pezoporus flaviventris
Lineage: Eukaryota; Metazoa; Chordata; Aves; Psittaciformes; Psittacidae
Gene: PPP2CB
Product: protein phosphatase 2 catalytic subunit beta
Exons: 7
Coding region: 180-1109 (309 amino acids)
Biological process (GO): peptidyl-serine dephosphorylation; mitotic cell cycle
Cellular component (GO): cytosol
Molecular function (GO): protein serine/threonine phosphatase activity
Source: RefSeq, a predicted model, not a curated record
AAGUGCGCAGGACAGGGAAACGGAGGGGGGGACCCGCCAUUACGCGGAGUGCGCCAGGCCUCGCGUCCCGGUUGUUGCGCCGCCGCCGUUAAGGCGGGCCCGGGCCUUUGCGGGGCGACCAGCGUGGCUGGGCCCUGCUCUACCCUGCCCUGCCCUGCCCGGUCCCCCGUCCCGCAGCCAUGGAGGAGAAGGGGUUCGCUAAGGAGCUGGACCAAUGGAUCGAGCAGCUGAACGAGUGCCGGCAGCUGAGCGAGAGCCAGGUCCGCAGUCUCUGCGAGAAGGCUAAAGAAAUCCUUACAAAGGAAUCUAACGUGCAAGAGGUACGUUGCCCCGUCACCGUCUGUGGGGAUGUCCACGGUCAAUUCCACGACCUCAUGGAACUCUUUAGAAUUGGUGGGAAAUCGCCAGACACAAAUUACCUGUUCAUGGGAGACUAUGUGGACAGAGGCUACUACUCAGUGGAAACAGUGACUCUUCUAGUAGCAUUGAAGGUGCGCUACCCAGAACGCAUCACCAUACUGAGGGGCAACCAUGAGAGCAGGCAAAUCACGCAAGUGUAUGGCUUUUAUGACGAAUGUCUGCGAAAGUAUGGCAAUGCCAAUGUCUGGAAGUACUUCACAGAUCUGUUUGAUUAUCUUCCACUUACAGCUCUAGUAGAUGGCCAGAUUUUCUGUCUCCAUGGUGGCCUCUCUCCAUCCAUAGAUACACUGGAUCAUAUCAGGGCUCUGGACCGCCUGCAGGAAGUUCCACAUGAGGGCCCAAUGUGUGAUCUAUUAUGGUCGGAUCCAGAUGAUCGUGGCGGCUGGGGUAUCUCUCCACGUGGUGCUGGCUACACCUUUGGGCAAGAUAUUUCCGAAACAUUUAACCAUGCCAAUGGUCUCACACUGGUCUCCCGUGCUCACCAACUUGUCAUGGAGGGUUAUAACUGGUGCCAUGACCGAAACGUGGUUACCAUUUUCAGUGCGCCCAAUUACUGUUAUCGUUGUGGGAACCAGGCUGCUAUUAUGGAACUAGAUGACACUUUAAAAUAUUCCUUCCUCCAGUUUGACCCAGCACCUCGCCGUGGAGAGCCUCAUGUGACCCGUCGUACCCCAGACUACUUCCUAUAAACCUCCCCUAAGCUUUGUAGAAGGAAGUACACCUGGCAUUUUAAAGAGCAACAAUAUUUACACGUUUCUGUAAGAAAUCAGGGUUCGUCUCAACUUAAAAUCCCCAUCAUGGACCAAAAUGUGCCAUACAGAGGAUGAAGAGAGUUUAGCACAACUUGAGACUGAAUUCCUUACAACACUAUGUAUAUCCCACCCCCAUCAGCCCAACAGUCAGUUUGCCUGCUGUAUUUGUAGUCAUUGUUUUUUCUUCUGGACUGUUCAGAGAGGAAAAGGUAACUCUGAUAACACUUCAUCUCCUUCAAGGCUUCUUUGUACAUUUUUAGUUCUAGUGUUUAACUGGCAUGAAUUAGAGUUUAUUUGCAAGGGAAAUGCAUACUAACUUCUGCCCCCAACACUAUUUUACUGAAAGACCCAUUGACUUAACUGGAGAAAGGAAGCAAUUCCUGCUGGGAGUACGUUGUCAUAACACAGAUAAAACCGUAUCUUUUUAAGCUCCGUUCCCUUUUGGUGUCUAUCUUCUGCUCUCUCCCCACCCCCCCCCCCCCCUUUUUUUUUUUUUUUUGUUUUGUUGCUGCUGUUCUAUUUUGUUAUCCUCCCUCUCACCCUCACCCUACAUUUGUCCUUGAGCUGCUUGCAACCCUCCUCGCUGUACCUGAACCAAUAAACUUGCCAUUGUCAGCCCUAA